UUUAAUCCGCGGAUUUUAAAUCGGUCGUCAAACUUCGAGAUAUCGCAACAUCGAUUUACGCCAGCACGAAGAGAAUCAAAAUGAUUCGUUAAUUUUCGUCAAUCUUCGCUAGAUGAGAAGUUCCGUCACGCGAGUUCCUCGUGCGCAUUCGAUAACCUGCGCAUAAUUCUGUGCCAGUGUGUGUCAUUCUUUCACGUCCUGGGAGUAACACAUUGACGUACUUCUGAUCAGACCGAGCAAUAAACAUUAUUGCACAAUUACGUGAGUAUAGACAAGUUAACGACCGGCGGCUAAUGAAUCAUCCGCAAAUUUCCUGAACAUCGAUGGCUACUCAGUGUUACGUUACUUAUCGCACUACGCCAACACUGGCAAAGCUCCUGUUUUCUAUGGGAUUAAUUAUGUAAUGUGUUUUCCUUGAGCGUUGACGACAUUAAGGACAUUUCAUGCCACCGCCGUUGGCUGCUAUUCUAUUUACUCGAAUGGACGUGUAAAGUAUAUUAUUUAAAAAAAAAAACAAAAAAACAAAAAAAAACAAAAAAGCUUACUUUGCACGCUGAAAUUUCGCUCGUGAUUUGUUAAUAGCACGAUUUACCGCCCGCGUGACAAGGCCUUUAAUAAUUAAGUGUAUGAGGCAUAAUCGACGUGUCUCUUUUUUCGGAUUGACUUUGUAUCCUAUAAAUAUCUGUUCGUACAUUGCAGAAGCAAUGGUGGCCCAUACCGUACUCCUGGACUUCACAGUGUCCAGUAGCGUGAUCGCCGAUAUGGAGAAACGAUCGGGUUUGAAAUCAGCGAUUGCAAACGUACUGGCAGAACAUUUCACCGGUCUCAAGCCACUGACAGAAUCUAACAUCGACGGCAGUUUGCUCAUUUUAUAUACCGGACCCAGGGGCAGUCUAAUCACUGUCAGAGGGUACACAGAGGGUCUGAUUACAUUAAACAUCGAGUAUUACAAGCAGGACGACCAGGAAGCGCUCUUAACUUUUGAGUGGCGAUACUUGGAAGCUGAUGUUGCCAUGGCUUUGAACAGCCAGCGUAGCAAGCGUUUACCGCCCGUAAGACGAGGAACCAUAUAUGAUCUCUAUCUGACACUAUCAGACGAGCGACUGCUGGAAUAUGACAUCGACAAGCUCGUGUUCGAGGCUAGAUCACCGUAUCAGAAGGUACAAAUUGUGCACUCCAAAUCGUUAGGAAAUCUGCUGGUGCUCGACGAGCUGCAAAACAUGUCCGAGGCAGAUCUCAUAUAUACAGAAACGUUGAUGCAACGAGGGAAAGAAAAUUAUGCUGGCAAGGAGAUAGUGAUACUUGGUGGCGGUGACGGCGGCCUAUUAUGGGAAUUGUUGAAAGAAAAACCGAAAUUUGUCACAAUGUUGGAAAUUGAUGACAUCGUUAUGAAAGCCUGUAGCCAGCACAUGCGGAGCAUAUGUGGCGACUGCCUAGAUAAGAGAAAGGGCGAUAAUUACGAAAUCAUUGUUGGUGAUUGUGUGAAAGCGUUAGCUCAUAUGAUCGAAGAAGGACGACAAUUUGAUUACGUAUUCGGCGAUCUGACGGACAUUCCUAUUAGCACAACGCCACAUGGUGAUGCCUGGGAUUUUAUUAGACUAAUUCUCAACUCUUCCAUGAAGGUGUUGAAAUCUACCGGAAAAUAUAUGACGCAUGGAAAUGGUGCGUCUUGUCCAGAAUCUUUGAAAAUGUAUGAAGAAGUCCUAUCGCAAUUGUGUGUACCGGUCACGUUUACCAAAGACCGCGCUUUCGUCCCAUCUUUUUUCGAAGAUUGGAUCUUCUAUCAAGUCUCACUGAAAUGAUGGAGCAGAGAAUAUUCGGGCAGAACCUGGAGGAAUCGGCCUCCUCACAGUCUGCUGCCUGUCUUAUGACCCAAGCUCUACUUCCUAGUUUUAGUCUUAUUAAUUAAUGAAAUUAGUUCCUGAGUGAGACGAAUCAAACUAUUACUAAUUCAUUUCGUAACAUGUUAAUUAUUGAUAUAAUUGUUUUAUCUCGAGAUUUUUUCAAAAAUUUUAUCAUCGUAACAACAACGUUGGAAGAUAAAUCCAAAAACAUAAUAGGUGGUAACAGAGAAGAGAAAAAUAUAUAUCUUUUUAUAAUAUAUAAGAUAA
This is a messenger RNA of Acromyrmex echinatior (Panamanian leafcutter ant), 2111 nucleotides long. It is a transcript of the gene Sms, whose product is annotated as spermine synthase. Gene Ontology annotation, molecular function: spermine synthase activity. The record is from RefSeq and is a predicted model, not a curated record. Gene Ontology annotation, biological process: spermine biosynthetic process. Lineage: Eukaryota; Metazoa; Arthropoda; Insecta; Hymenoptera; Formicidae.